GUGAUAGUUGGAAGCUGAUUACAGCGGCAAUUAUCUGAUUGUUUUUGUAACCAUGCAGCAGUCCGGCUUGGGGGCAGCGCUCCUGUUCGCUGUCGUCACUUUAACUGCCGCCGGCAGCUACGACUACAAGGACGUCCUGCAGAAGUCUCUCUUGUUCUACGAGGCCCAGAGGUCGGGCAAGCUGCCCUCCGACCAGAAGGUCACGUGGCGACACGACUCCGCCCUCCACGACAAGGGAAACAAUGGCGAGGACCUCACAGGAGGAUACUACGACGCCGGAGAUUACGUCAAGUUCGGAUUCCCCAUGGCUUUCACCACAACUGUCUUGGCCUGGGGACUUCUGGACCACCAUGCAGGCUAUCAGAGCGCAAACUCGGUGCAGGAGUGCCUGAAGGCCAUCAAAUGGGCCACCGACUACUUCAUCAAGUGCCACGUGAGCGAGUACGAGUACUACGGUCAAGUGGGGUCGGGCAACGUGGACCACGCCCACUGGGGGAGGCCCGAGGACAUGACGGAGGCGCGCCCCGCCUACAAGAUCACCGCCUCCAAGCCAGGCUCUGACCUAGCCGCCGAGACAGCGGCUGCCUUCGCCGCCGCGUCGCUCGUCUUCCGCUCCUCCAACUCAACGUACGCCAACGUCCUGCUGAAACACGCCCAGCAGAUGUACGAGUUCGGCUACAAGUACCGUGGCCUCUUCUCAGACUCCAUCACUGACUCCAAGUGCUGCUACACGUCGACCCACUACGAGGACGAGCUGGUGUGGGGGGCGGCCUGGCUCUACAGGGCCACCGGCGACAAGACCUACCUCACGUACGUGGACGUGCUCUGGGACAGCUUCAAGAACAUGUACGGCUUCGACUGGGACCAGAAGUUCGGCGGCGCCACGGUGCUUCUGGCCAAGCUGACCGGCGAAACCAAGUACAAGACAGCAAUCACCAACUACUGCGACUACGUGUACGAGAAGGGAACGAGGACCAGCAAAGGCUUGAUCUUCAUCUACGACUGGGGCCCACUGCGGUAUGCCAUCAACAUCGCGUACGUCUGCUUGCAGGCGGCGGACCUGGGGAUCAAGACGGCGAGCUACCGGGCAGAGGCCAAGAAGCAGAUGGACUAUGCUCUGGGGGAUGCCGGCAGGAGCUACGUCAUCGGCUUCGGCAACAACCCGCCCACUCACGCCCACCACAGAGCAGCGUCGUGCCCGGACAAGCCCGCCACGUGCGACUGGACCACGUACCACGGCAGCCAGCCCAACGCGCACGUGCUGUACGGCGGGCUGGUGGGCGGGCCCAACAAGACGGACCAGUUCACGGACGUGCGCACGGACUGGCGGCACACCGAGGUGGGCUGCGACUACAACGCCUGCUUCCAGUCCAUGCUGGCCCACUUCGUGCAGCUGGGGUACUGAGUGCGGGCUCCGAUCACGAGGAGUCCGGCGGCGCUCUCGUGUCUGCAGGCUCCACCUUCCGUACGGGGGCCAGAACUCAUCUUUCAAACCAACCAAAGCACUAGACUCUGCCUUCCGUACGGGGCCCAAAACUCAUCUUUCAAACCAACCAAAGCAGGGACGUGACUGGACCACCUUCCGCACGGGGGCCAGAACUCAUCUUUCAAACCAACCAAAGCACUAGACUCUGCCUUCCGUACGGGGCCCAAAACUCAUCUUUCAAACCAACCAAAGCAGGGACGUGACUGGACCACCUUCCGUACGGGGGCCAGAACUCAUCUUUCAAACCAACCAAAGCACUAGACUCUGCCUUCCGUACGGGGCCCAAAACUCAUCUUUCAAACCAACCAAAGCAGGGACGUGACUGGACCACCUUCCGCACGGGGGCCAGAACUCAUCUUUCAAACCAACCAAAGAACUAGACUCUGCCUUCCGUACGGGGCCCAAAACUCAUCUUUCAAACCAACCAAAGCAGGGACGUGACUGGACCACCUUCCGCACGGGGGCCAGAACUCAUCUUUCAAACCAACCAAAGCACUAGACUCUGCCUUCCGUACGGGGCCCAAAACUCAUCUUUCAAACCAACCAAAGCAGGGACGUGACUGGACCACCUUCCGCACGGGGGCCAGAACUCAUCUUUCAAACCAACCAAAGCACUAGACUCUGCCUUCCGUACGGGGCCCAAAACUCAUCUUUCAAACCAACCAAACAGGGGACGUGACCAGGUCACCUUCCGUAUGGGGACCAAAACUCAUCUUUCAAACCAACCAAAGAAGGGACGUGACUGGACUCUGCCUUCCGUACGGGGGCCAAAACUCAUCUUUCAAACCAACCAAACCAACACCUUACCAGAUAGCACCUCAUGUUGCUACCACAUUAAUUCCACUACUACAAAUUUUUUUUUAUUCCACUUGGAUGGUAUUUGCAUUCAUUUAAUAUUUUUUUAUAAAUCACAAGUUGGAUAGUUAGCAAAAAAUUCUAGUUUUUUUUUAAUAUUUGACUAGUAUAUAUAUAUAUAUAUAUAUAUAUAUGUAUAUUUCAAUACACAUAAUUCAGUUUAUCUGCCCUCCAACUUUUUUUUUUCUGCGUUCUAUCACUACGAUAUUCAAGUGGAUGCUAUCUAUAGUAAAAAUAACUCUGUUAGUUCAUUACAUCCCUCUCAAAAGACACUCGGGUCAUAAUCCCUGUAUGCCCCCCCCCCUUUUUUUUCCUACAGUUAAGUCCCUGUGUAUCUGAAAUAUUGGGUUCAUGUUCCUACAUCCCCGUCAUAGCCACUUUUCCCGACAUUCCUAUAACAACCAGCAAACUGUGUCUUUGUGUGUCUUACCAAUCAAUAAAAUACAUUUAUUAAUCUGUA
Messenger RNA from Bacillus rossius redtenbacheri, 2801 nucleotides. Its product is annotated as endoglucanase A-like. Gene Ontology annotation, molecular function: hydrolase activity, hydrolyzing O-glycosyl compounds. The record is from RefSeq and is a predicted model, not a curated record. The coding region runs from base 53 to 1405 and encodes 450 amino acids. Gene Ontology annotation, biological process: carbohydrate metabolic process. The transcript has 9 exons. NCBI's taxonomy places the organism in Eukaryota, Metazoa, Arthropoda, Insecta, Phasmatodea, Bacillidae.